Messenger RNA from Gadus macrocephalus (Pacific cod), 2118 nucleotides. Its product is annotated as cytoplasmic dynein 1 intermediate chain 1-like. The record is from RefSeq and is a predicted model, not a curated record. Gene Ontology annotation, molecular function: dynein heavy chain binding; dynein light chain binding. Gene Ontology annotation, cellular component: cytoplasmic dynein complex. Lineage: Eukaryota; Metazoa; Chordata; Actinopteri; Gadiformes; Gadidae. Gene Ontology annotation, biological process: transport along microtubule.
AUUCAACCAAUGAGCAGAGAGAUAAACUGGAUUUUUGGGGGCGGGGUUUAUGAUGUUUACGUAACGCUGCUAGUCAAUUUGGCCCAUAAAACAAAGUCAAAGAAGUAAGAGAUUUUUCUAUUACCCAAUCCUAAGAAUUUUUCAAAUAAAUAAAUAAAUGAAACGAAAUUUACGUUAUUUUGGAUUAGAUACGUUAUUGUUGUCAGCGUGGGGAACAGCUGCACCAAUUAACACGACCACUAGGGGGCAGCUUUUCCUAGACACGAGACACGGGACGCCGCCACCAGUCUCCUCUCUCCGUCUCCUCCCCAUCACCACCCUGCCCUCUUUUGGAUGCUCCUCGCUAUGCACCUGUGUUAUUUUGAUACUACAAGUGACAAAAUACUUAAGCCAAACAUGUCUCAUUAGCGUAAUAAGGGUAAACGGUUCCAGCCGAGGAUUCAUUCAGUGCUUCGGCUGAUCUUCAACCGAUGUCGGUCAGCUGACGGUGUGGUGAAUGGUCGCAGGGCAGCAGUGAGACAGCAUCUUUUUGCCGCCGGUGACACAUCAUUAUCUGUAAGAGCGCACAAGUGACCGUAUUUCUGGGCCCAGUGGAAAACCAUGGCGGACAAGAGCGACCUCAAAGCAGAGCUGGAGCGCAAAAAGCAGCGCCUAGCCCAGAUCAGAGAGGAGAAGAAGAGGAAAGAGGAGGAGAGGAAGAAGAAAGAGGCCGCAGCACAGCUUCGGUCAGAGAACCAGCAGAAGGCGGAGGCGGCGCCGCAGGACUCAGACCUGGACCGAAAGCGCCGGGAGACGGAGGCCCUGCUUCAGAGCAUCGGCAUCUCCCCGGAGCCCCCACUAGUCCCGACCCCCGUGUCCCCCUCCAAAUCAGUGAGCACGCCCAGCGAGGCCGGGAGCCAGGACUCUGCUGAAGGCGGGCCGGCCGGCAGAUAUAGGUCAGGGUUCUCUAGAAACAAGUCACAAGCGCUGAGCGACAGGACACUGCAGUGGGACACAGACCCCUCUGUGCUGCAGCUGCAGUCAGACUCUGAACUUGGGCGUCGGAUGCAGCGGCUGGGGCCAUCAAAGAUCGUCCAGGUGGACUUCCUCCCCAAAGAGUUGGUCUCCUACUGCAAGGAGACCCAGACCCCCCUCACCGCUCACCUCUCCGAAGUAGAGGAGGAAGAGGAGGACGAGGAGUUGGCCGAGGUGAAGCCAGGGCCCGAGACGGAGCAGCUGGAUGAGGACGACGCCAAGGAACCAAACGAUGCCGGGCCCCCCCACCGGGAGCUGACGGAGGAGGAGCGCCAGCAGAUCCUGCACUCGUCGGACUUCCAGAGCUUCUUCGACUGCAGCGUGCGCGUGAUGGAGCGCGCCCUGGCCGAGGACGACGACAUCUUCUUCGACUACAGCGGCCGCGACCUGGACGACAAGGAGGGGGAGCUGGCGGGCGGCUCCAGUCUGUCUCUCAGCAGGCUGUUCUAUGACGAGCACUGGUCCAAACACAGAGUCAUCACCUGCCUCGACUGGUCUCCCCAGUACCCAGAGCUCCUGGUAGCCUCCUAUAACAACAACGAAGACGCCCCCCACGAGCCGGAUGGCGUGGCUCUGGUGUGGAACAUCAAGUUCAAGAAGGCCACGCCGGAAUACAUCUUCCACUGUCAGUCUCCGGUGGUGUCGGUGGGCUUCGCCAGGUUCCACCCCAACCUGCGUGGGGGCACGUACUCGGGACAGAUCAUCCUGUGGGACAACCGGAGCCACCGCCGCACUCCCGUCCAGAGGUCGCCCCUGUCCGCCGCGGCUCACACCCACCCAGUGUACUGCGUGAACGUGGUGGGCACCCAGAAUGCCAACAACCUGAUCACGGUGUCCACAGACGGCCGGAUGUGUUCCUGGAGUCUGGACAUGCUCUCCCAGCCGCAGGUAGCACACACACACCCCUACACCGCCUCACACACCCCUACACCGCCUCACACACCCCUACACCGCCUCACACACCCCUACACCGCCUCACACACCCCUACACCGCCUCACACACCCCUACACCGCCUCACACACCCCUACACCGCCCGCUCCGAGGACACGCCGUCGGCGCACGCGGAGACCUCGCGGUGGUCAAGCUUUCUGAGCUGCGGUUGA